Molecule: messenger RNA, 1032 nt
Organism: Candida tropicalis MYA-3404
Lineage: Eukaryota; Fungi; Ascomycota; Pichiomycetes; Serinales; Debaryomycetaceae
Gene: PTH2
Product: Pth2p
Exons: 1
Coding region: 1-1032 (343 amino acids)
Molecular function (GO): DNA binding
Source: RefSeq, a predicted model, not a curated record
AUGUUGAUUAUAUCAGAGUUUAAUCCACAAUUAAUGCAAUCCGAUGAUUCGGAAGAAGAAGUUGAUUACCAAUUUAAUGACGCAACCAAUUUGAAUCAAGUAGUUACCUAUCGUGGUAAGAUCAAGUCGCUUUAUGAUGCUUUGUUGAUUAUUGAAUCAUGUAGAUUGCAAAUUUUUCCAAUUAUUACCAGAAGAUUAACUGGUAUUGAAAGAACUAAAUUCAUUCGCCCAAAUACUAUUUUUGUAUGGAAUGAAACUCAAUGUGGUAUGAAGAGAUGGACUGAUGGUAAAUUAUGGUCUGCUUCUAAAGUUUACAAUGGGAAUUUUUUAAUUUACAAACAAUUGAAUAAGAAAACAAAGAAGGAAGAACCAAAUGGUUUAAUUAAACAAUCCUUUUCAUUGGUUACUAAAGAUAAUCAAAGAUACCAUUUAAUUAGUUAUUAUGAAAAUGAUCCACGUAUGUUUAACAAGAGUCCUAGUAGUAACAGUAACAAUACCAGCAUUACUUCCAUGAGACGAAUAGAAAGUUCUGAAUCUGAAGGUGAUCAAUCCAAAAACCUGCUUAAUGAUGAAGAAGUUCAAAUUCCAAGCCAGGAUCCUAAAUUAUCUCAAUUGAGACUUUCAAACACCAUAUAUCCAGAUAGUUUAUUAAACAGUGUAUUUAAGAGAAAGAAUCAACAUCACCAUCACCACCACCACCACCAUCAUCAAAGACAACAACAAACAUCACUGUUGAAUAUUCCACUGCCAGCUUCAAGUUCUAGCGCUUACUCACCAAUUGAAAGAAACUCAUAUUCUCCAAGCAUGGAUAGUACUUAUUCAACCAGUACUGUUUCAACUACAUCGGUGUCUACUCCAAAAUCAUCACUUUUAACUCCAUUGACUACAUUUCCAAAGAAUAUCGAAUCUAAGAAUUUCAAUGAAUCAUCAUUACUUCCUCCACCAUCUGUCUCGAAUUUUAACCUGAGUUUGAUGAAGGAUUAUGAUUUAAAUACAGUUAGAGUUUUGAAUAAAGGUGGUUGGUUGAAAUAA